GGCUGCUCCUUGCUGACUGGGGUGUGGGCGGGGAGCGGCGGAGGGAGGAGGAGGCGCUGCUGGACUCCGCCGUUGCCUCCGCUGCUGGGCGCCUGGGGUGCUCCCCGGGCUUCUGCAGCCGCCAUGGACGAGCAAGCGGGUCCCGGUGUCUUCUUCAGCAACAACCACCCGGGCGCUGGCGGUGCCAAGGGGCUCGGGCCUCUGUCGGAGGCUGCAGCGGCCGGCGACGGGGCGGCUGCGGCGGGGGCGACCCGAGCCCAGUACAGCCUCCCGGGUAUCCUGCACUUCCUGCAGCACGAGUGGGCCCGCUUCGAGGUGGAGAGAGCCCAGUGGGAGGUGGAGCGGGCGGAGCUGCAGGCCCAGAUUGCCUUCCUUCAGGGGGAAAGGAAAGGUCAAGAAAAUUUGAAGAAGGAUCUUGUGAGGAGGAUCAAAAUGCUGGAGUAUGCUCUAAAACAGGAAAGAGCCAAAUACCACAAGUUGAAAUAUGGGACAGAAUUGAAUCAGGGAGAUAUGAAGCCUCCAAGCUAUGAUUCUGAUGAAGGUAAUGAAACAGAGGUACAGCCACAACAAAACAGCCAGUUAAUGUGGAAACAAGGUCGACAGCUACUCAGGCAGUAUCUACAGGAAGUGGGUUACACGGACACUAUUCUAGAUGUGAAAUCUAAACGAGUGCGAGCUUUGUUGGGCUUUUCAGGUGAUGUCACUGACAGGGAAGUUGACAAAAAUCAAGACUCAGUUAUAAAUGGCACAGAGGCUGAAAUUAAAGAGACAGCAAUGAUUGGAAAAUCCGAGUUAACAGAUUCUGCUUCCGUGCUGGAUAGUUUCAAAUUCCUUGAAAGUGCGGCUGUAGAUUUCAGUGAUGAGGAUGAAGAUGAUGAUAUUGAUGGAAGAGAGAAAAGCAUCAUUGAUACUUCAACGAUUGUUAGGAAAAAGGUGUUGCCUGAUAGCAGUGAAGAUCGAGAUACGAAAGAAGCUCUAAAGGAGUUUGACUUCUUGGUUACGUCAGAUGAAGGAGAAAAUGAAUCUAGAAGUGCAGGCGAUGGAACAGACUGGGAAAAGGAAGACCAGUGUCUCAUGCCUGAAGCCUGGAAUGUGGACCAGGGAGUAAUUACCAAACUCAAGGAGCAAUACAAAAAGGAGAGAAAGGGGAAAAAGGGGGUGAAGAGGCCCAAUAGGUCAAAACUACAAGAUAUGCUUGCUAAUUUGAGAGAUGUUGAUGAACUUCCCUCAUUGCAGCCAUCUGUGGGUUCACCUUCCAGACCCAGCAGCUCCAGACUUCCUGAACAUGAAAUAAAUAGGGCAGAUGAAGUGGAAGCAUUGACAUUUCCUCCUUCUUCCGGGAAGUCCUUCAUCAUGGGAGCAGAUGAAGCCCUUGAAAGUGAACUGGGACUGGGAGAAUUGGCAGGCCUUACAGUGGCCAAUGAAGCAGAUUCAUUAACUUAUGAUAUAGCAAACAAUAAAGAUGCACUGAGGAAGACAUGGAAUCCUAAGUUUACAUUAAGAAGUCACUUUGAUGGUAUUCGAGCCCUUGCUUUCCACCCCACUGAGCCUGUUUUGAUAACAGCAUCAGAGGAUCACACAUUAAAAAUGUGGAAUUUACAGAAAACAGCCCCAGCCAAAAAGAGUAAUUCUCUUGACGUAGAACCUAUCUAUACAUUCAGGGCUCAUAAAGGUCCAGUGCUGUGUGUGGUAAUGAGCAGCAGCGGUGAGCAGUGCUUCAGUGGCGGCACAGAUGGGCUGAUCCAAGGCUGGAACACCACCAACCCCAACAUCGAUCCUUAUGAUUCUUAUGAUCCUUCUGUUUUGAGAGGCCCUCUGUUGGGCCACACAGAUGCAGUUUGGGGCUUGGCUUAUAGUGCAGCACAUCAGCGUUUAUUGUCAUGUUCUGCAGAUGGCACUCUGCGUUUAUGGAAUACAACUGAGGUUGCUCCAGCCCUAAGUGUAUUUAACAAUAAUCAAGAGUUGGGAAUCCCUGCCUCUGUGGAUCUAGUGAGCAGUGACCCAAGCCAUAUGGUAGCAUCAUUCAGCAAAGGAUAUACUAGCAUCUUUAAUAUGGAAACACAACAACGCAUUCUCACUUUAGAGUCCACCUUCGAUACAACAGCCAACUCUUCCUGCCAAAUAAAUCCACUGAUCAGUCAUCCCACUCUUCCAAUCAGCAUCAAUGCUCAUGAAGACAGGCACAUCAAAUUCUAUGAUAACAUAUACAGUUUACUAGAGCUGACCUCAGGGCAUCAUCAGUUCAGAUUCUUAAAUAACCCCUUAAUUUCUGCCUUUCCCCAAAUUGGUGAGCCCUGGGCCAGAUUGUUUGAUCUUCAGCAAUUAAGAGUCAGGGCUGCGAACGAGAACCGCUUGCCCAGAGUUGCACCGCGAGUCACUGCCUCCAGAAGGCCGCUUCGAAUGCGCACGCGUGGGCCCCUGCGGCGCCGCUGUGGGUCCCUGUGCGCUGGCAGAUGCGUGUUAAUGCGCGGGGCUGCUAAUGUGUGGGUCCCUAGGGGCUGCUGCGGAAGGAGGGGCCUGGGCCGAGAAGCCGCCUCUGCAAAACUGGAAGGCCAUCAGGGCACUCCCCGCACUGUGGUGAAGGCAGUGUACUUAGAAACAUUCCUGGAUCAGAAGGGACGAUUGUUUGCUCCUCCCUUUGCUUCUCAGUGA
Molecule: messenger RNA, 2652 nt
Organism: Choloepus didactylus (southern two-toed sloth)
Lineage: Eukaryota; Metazoa; Chordata; Mammalia; Pilosa; Megalonychidae
Gene: STRN
Product: striatin
Cellular component (GO): dendrite
Molecular function (GO): armadillo repeat domain binding; protein-containing complex binding; calmodulin binding
Source: RefSeq, a predicted model, not a curated record